GUGAAAUCGUGGAUCCUGUUACUACACAGGGAUCAAAUGUUACUGAAGGACCAGUGACAAUUGCCCCUGCUCUCUCAAUGACAGAAAUACGGUCAGUGACAUUGCUCACUUCUAAGUAUACUGAAGCAACAGUGCUGCCCUCAAGUGGCAUCCAGGAGUCAAGCACUCUUUCAGCAGACAAGACAUUGUCAACGUCUCAGAGAAUGAACAUUUUAGGAUAUGUCAGGAAUAAUAGCACCUUGAGUAUCCCAGAAACAGCUACUCUGACAGCAAAAUGGUGGGGCAAUGUAACAAUCUCAAAUGGAACUGUAGUUGAAGAAAGAUGGACCACACAAGACCAGCACAACUCUUCAUUGAUCUCAUCACCUGGAGUUUCAAACACCAUAGCUUAUCCUUUUAAGGGAAAUGAGUCUGUACUAGAGGCAAGCACACCUGGCUUCUCAGUCGGAGGAAGAUCUGAGAAUGUCACAGCCCUGAAUGUAACACAAAAUCCCAAACUUCAUGCUCUGAACCAUACUCUUGAUAGGGACAUGGGGAAAAAUAACAGCUCUUGGUCUGAUGAAAGAAACAGUACGGCAUUAUCAUCUUCCUUCAAGGAGAAUAUGACGGUCUCCCUUGUUACAGAUUUGAGUGAGCCGUUUCCAGCUGAAAGAAUUUUUUUUUCCAAUGUGACGAGUACUAGCUUUCAGAUUACCUGGACUACAAAUUUUUCAGUGAAUCCUGCUUUCCAUUUUCUGCUCUUUGAGGGGGAACAGUUGAUACAGAAGGUUAAAACCCAAAGCAGUAACCUGAAUAUUUCCAGACUAAAAGCAGGAACUUUGUACACUGUUAAAAUAAAGGCAGACUUUUAUGGAAGUGAAAGUAAACUUGUGCAGCGCAAAGUAAAGACAGCUGCCCAAAAGUUUAAUGGGACAGUUAGGAUCGUGAAUCUGAACUACAGCUCAGAGUUUAGCAACUCAAGCAGUGAAGAGCACCAAAAUUUUACAGAGAUGUUUCUUAAUGAGGUCCGUACAUCUUUGCCCCCUAAUAUUCUUCAAAAAAUGGAUGCUGGUAUGAUUAACAUUUCAAUAGUAAAUAUUAUCCCAGGAAGCAUAGUGGUAAACUUCAGUCUCCUGAUGCCUGUAGACAUGGAUGCAAGGAAUGUUUCCAGGUCUCUUCUUGAAGCUUUUCAGAACAGCAGCCUUUUCGUGGUUGAUAAUAGCAGUCUCUCCAUAUAUGAUUACAAUGAAUGUGAGAGAGAAGAAACAGAUUGUUCUCCUAACGCAUCCUGCUACAAUAUUUAUGGAUCUUAUGAAUGCAACUGCAAAGAAGGAUUUAUCAGUGUAAAUGCUGAGAGACCUGGGAGAAACUGUGAAGAACUUUCUUCCAACCUCAGUCCUGAGGAUGCACAGUUAAAGGAAUGGAGCAGCACAGCUUUACCACUGACGUAUCCAUAUACUUCAGACCACAUGCCUUCAUCUGCUAGAGAGCAUUUUUCUACUACUAGUGUCAGAAGCUUGGAAAAUGCAACUGCCAGCACGAUAAUUAAUAAAAAAAUUAUAAAUGGAAUACCAAAAAUCCACAGUUUACCUCAGAUCUCACCCUUCCCAAUCAUUAAGGGUUCUACUGCUGGUUCAAUUAAGGAGGCAGUUCAAGUACUGUGUGAGUUCGAAAAAAUUGUCACCUCCAUUAAGAAGGCCUUUCUAUACCAAGAAUCUAUCCCAGAAUCCUCCCUGUACCUAGGGAAACCUCACUGCAAUGUAAGCACCAGUAAUUCUAGUCACGUGAUACUUCGGACAGGCUGGAAUGAAUGUGGAACUGAAGUACAAAGUAAUACCACACACACUAUUGUAAAAACUGUUCUUCGGAAUGAUCGGUCUUCUCAUGGGAUUAUCCGCUACUUAAAAAUUUCAAGUCAAAUUCACUGUGUCUUUCAGAAUGAUCUCUUAACUUCAUCUGGAUAUACUCCAGAAGGGGUUUAUACCAUUUUUGAGGAUUUACAUGGAUCUGGACACUUCUUAACAGAAAUGCGAUUGUUCAUUGGAAAUUCUCCAAUUCCCCAAAAUUUCAGCAUCUCUGCUAGUGAUGAUGUAAUGAUUGAAGUGGGAAUUCAUACAAGAGACAGGAAACUCAAGGUGGUUGUUGGUGAAUGUUGGGCAACUCCAACUAAUAACUCACUGGAUCCCGAGUCAUUUCCUUUUAUACAUGGCAGCUGUCCGGUUCCAAACACGCACACAACCAUGAUUUCAAAUGGGAUAUCCAACCGAGCCCGGUUUCAACUGAAAAUCUUUUCAUUUGUCAAUAAUUCAGUGGUUUUCUUACAUUGCAAAAUCCAUGUUUGUGUUGAAGUUCCUAGAAGCACUUGCAGAAUGAGUUGCCAGGGUUUCCGUUAUCAGAGAUCGGGUGAAACUAUUGCAACGCCCAGGACAUCUUGGGGCCCUCUUCGCAAAUUCUCUGGUGAGUAAUCAGAAGAGAGUAAAUCUGGUUUGGGAGUGGGCUAUACCGUCCUCAUUGUCGUUGGUGUACUUGUUCUCGUACUGGGAGUAGCAGGACUUUUGGUCUGCCGAUAUCAACGCAAGGCUGGGAUUUAUAACUUCAAAAUCAAGUCUGACUUUUUAAACUACCGAGCAUUCUAUGACUGAACAUUUCAAUUUGACCACAUCUAGAAGCUUCUACAAAUAUACCGAUCCAUGAAGUGUUGGAGGUGAAACAUGUAACCAAACAUAACUACAAGCAGCUGAUACUCAGAUUAUCAAGCCUCUGAGAACUUCUUAUCAGAUUUCUGUUGCUAUUUCAAACCAUUUGCAUCAUUUCAAGAGGACAGAAAAUUCACUAGUGAUUUUAUAGUUGGAUUUACUUUUUCCCCUACCUCCCAGUUCCACAACUGAUAUCACUUGCUUUUAAAAAGGUAGAACACUUUCAUCAGUGUAAGAGAAUAAUUCAGGCAAUUGUAUACAUUCAUUAUAUAAAUAUGUAUUUUCAUUCUGGGACUGCGGAAUCAUCAUUUUGAUGCAGAGGCCUAGUUUUGUAGAGAAUAAGAGUGCAAUAUGAGUGCUGGUUGUUUGUGAAAAGAAGGAUUCUGAGUUGUUUAUGUGUUUCUGAAUAAGCUCUGGAAAACCUGAUUAAAAGUGGUGAAGAGAUUCUGCACUGUUUUUGCCAUUUCAGGGGAAAAGGUGAACGUGUUCCUUGAUAAGAAUCUUCCUCAUAUUUAGUGUAAUAUUUUACACUGAAUGGAUCACACAAUGCGAAGUAUCCUUAUCUGGUGUCUCCAUGAAAUUGCUUCUGCAGAUCUCUAAUACUUAAAAUAGCUUUCCACCCAAAAUUCAGCUUUCACACAUCUACCUGGGAGAAAAUCUUAUUCAUUCAUCUUCUGUUUGGAUAGUCAGCACAGAAACCUUGAAGGUAGGCUUUGAAAUGAAGGAGAGAAAGAAAAAAGGGAGAGGGAAAGAAGAGAAGGGAGAGGGGGAACCCCCCCCCCCAGAAAACAGUAGCAUAAACCUAUUGUAAUACAAUAAUACCCGGAUCUUCAAUUAUUUUGGAUGUUCUCUGAGCCUACAAAAUUUACUAGAAUUUUGCUAAAGGAACAAUUUUUUUUUAAAUUUUUCACAGCUUAAUAUUGUAGUAAUUGCAGCAAGUAAAAUUGCUGCUGUAAAACAGAUUGAUUUGGGACAGACUAAGAGCUAAAAGAAAAUGCAGAACCUUUGAUGACGUGCUUUUAGAAACUGCUGUAUUUGGGGUACAUUUAUUAUAAAUCUUCAUUCUAAAGAAGGCUAUUUGUCUUGUAAACACAUAGGAAAGAGGAACUAUUUUUAUAGUUACUGUUUCUGAAUUUCUAUACCAUAUCACAGUUAAGUGAAUUGCACUGCUAUUAUAAGUGAUUUGUGAAGUGGAUUAUUAGAACAUCUGAAAGUGAAACUGAACAACUUGCUUUCAACGUACACCGA
Molecule: messenger RNA, 3923 nt
Organism: Python bivittatus (Burmese python)
Lineage: Eukaryota; Metazoa; Chordata; Lepidosauria; Squamata; Pythonidae
Source: RefSeq, a predicted model, not a curated record